GGAGGCGAACGAGCGAGCGGGGAGGUGGAGCGCGGCCCAGCAAGAUGGCGCCGUCCGCAUCGCUGCGUCCUCUCUCACGGCUGCUGGCCCCCGCCAGGCUCCCCAGCGGCUCUCCAGCGCGGUCGAAGUUCUACGUGCGGGAGCCGCCGAAUGACAAACCUGACUGGCUGAAAGUUGGGCUGACCUUGGGCAGCAGCGCGUUCCUGUGGAUCUAUCUCAUCAAACAACACAAUGAAGAUGUUUUAGAGUACAAAAGAAGAAAUGGAUUGGAGUAAACUUUGGAAAUGCCAGUAAUACUGUAUGCACAUAUGGUGAUUAGCAGUUCCUCUGGAUUAUUCUGUUGAAUUGUAAAUGUAAGAGAAAAAAUUUUAUGUGAAUAUAUGUCAAGUCAGCAUUUGUGUUUUGCAACAUUAAAUAAAAAAAAAAAACUUA
Molecule: messenger RNA, 432 nt
Organism: Lepus europaeus (European hare)
Lineage: Eukaryota; Metazoa; Chordata; Mammalia; Lagomorpha; Leporidae
Gene: NDUFC1
Product: NADH:ubiquinone oxidoreductase subunit C1
Exons: 4
Coding region: 45-275 (76 amino acids)
Cellular component (GO): mitochondrion
Source: RefSeq, a predicted model, not a curated record